CAACAGGUUUACGCACACGCAGCCCCAUAGACAGGACUCCAGCUAUACCACUGUCCUCUGUCACUCCUUCAUAUGCACGGUGCACAGGCUGUGCAACUGUCCGCUAAUUGAGUUCCAAGUGUGCCCACAAAUCCACUUAUAAAAGUAAUUUCAUGUGGAAAAAACUAUUAUAAAAGCAGAGAACAAAAAUCAGGAAUCCAAUCAGAAGCCGCAUUGUGAAAAAAUCGCCUGACCGCAGAUACAAGCCCACGGAAGCCCAACACCCGUUCACUCUUUGAUUUCGAAUAAAACAACGAAAAUUGUGCAAGAAUAUACUCAGUGAGCAUGGCCCACACGAAGACAAAGACCCAGAAUCGCAUAUUGCUGGUGGUAGUGUUGCUUCUGUGCAGUGUCUGCAGCAGCCUGGCCACCGGUAGCAUCGCUAGCACCGCCAGCAACGAACCGAGUGGCCUCUCCGAGCAGGUGGUGGAUCAAAUGAGCGACAGCGAUUUGUACAGUAACAACAAGCGGGCCUGGCAGUCGCUGCAGAGCUCUUGGGGCAAACGGAGCAGGGACGGGCCUGAUGGGUCGGAGGCAUCGUUCGGUGGAGACGACAACAUCUACAUGACUGGACACUUUGUGCCCUUGGUGAUCACAGAUGGGACCAAUACCAUCGACUGGGACACCUUCGAGCGGCUGGCCAGCAACCAGGACAUGCAGCCACAGACGCUGCAACAGCAGCAAUCAGGCGAGGAUAUGGUUGAGGACCCGGAGGCGGCCGGCAACAUGGAGAAGCGGGCCUGGAAGAGCAUGAAUGUGGCCUGGGGCAAGCGCCGUCAGGCUCAAGGCUGGAACAAAUUCAGGGGCGCAUGGGGCAAGCGCGAGCCCACUUGGAACAACCUGAAGGGCAUGUGGGGCAAGCGCGAUCAGUGGCAGAAGCUGCAUGGUGGCUGGGGCAAGCGCUCCAUGGCCCUCAACUAAACACCAGUACAAACGUUAAACUACCCCAACACUAACCAGGCAUUACCAUUACCCAACUGUAUCUAACCAAUAAUAAUAUGUGUAUGUGUGUUCCCCCAUAGAUGUUCCGUUCCGUUUCCAGCCUAAGCAUUGUGGAAGCUGUCCUAGAGACCUGCUCCCAGGCACCAUCGGGAACGGGGAAACAAAA
This is a messenger RNA of Drosophila miranda, 1147 nucleotides long. RefSeq names its product allatostatins MIP (gene Mip). Lineage: Eukaryota; Metazoa; Arthropoda; Insecta; Diptera; Drosophilidae. The transcript has 2 exons. The record is from RefSeq and is a predicted model, not a curated record. The coding region runs from base 325 to 960 and encodes 211 amino acids.